This is a messenger RNA of Spodoptera exigua (beet armyworm), 3000 nucleotides long. The record is from the annotation of a GenBank genome assembly. NCBI's taxonomy places the organism in Eukaryota, Metazoa, Arthropoda, Insecta, Lepidoptera, Noctuidae.
UAAAACCAUAAAAAAAAAUUGCGCCGCCAUCUUAACAUUUUCGUCACUCGUGUGUGGGAAUAUUGGUUUCUUAUAUUAUAGAAAAUUUAUUGAAGAUAUAGUAGUUAUUAAUAGAAACAUUCUCAAAAUAACAUCAAGCGAUGUCGGACAAAAAGCGGUUGCUAAACGACCUCAGAGUUAUAGACUUACGGGCAGAAUUAGAGAAGCGCAACCUAAAUAAAAGCGGUGUUCGCGGUGUGCUCAUACAGCGUUUAUCGGAGCAUUUAGAAGCUGAAGGGCACGAUCCUGCAACUUACAAAUUCGAAUUGGCUACUGUAGAGGCCAAAACUCCGGGUAAAAGAAGCAGCCGGUCGGAGAGUACUGUUGAACAGGAGGAAGAUACGCCGGCCAUGGAAGAUAUGAUUGUACAAGAUGACGCAGGAGAAGAAGAAGAAACAGAGCAAAGAGAUGCAACCCCAGCUAAAACCAAUCCUCAAGCUGAAGACAGCAUGGAGGUCGAGGAACAAGAAAAAUCAAGCAGAAAAAGGGAGUUAAAGGAGGAACCAGAGGCCACAGAGGCUAAAAAGCCUUGUCUUGACAAAGAUACAAAUAAUGAAGAAGAUCACAAACUAGAGAAUAACACUGAUGCUGAGGACAGCAUUAACUUGGAUAUUGGUGAUGAUGAACUGCUUAAUGAAGAGACUGAAAACAACGCCAAACCAUCUAAGAAAGAUGAGGCUGCGGAGGAGGAGGAGGAGGAGGACGCGGCCGAGCCAUCGAGCGACAAGUCUGCGCCCGCCGACUCUGCAGCGAAUGGUGACGGCGAGCCUGCCGACGAUCAACAUCAAGUAAACUCCGAAGCCCCCGCCACUAGCAAUGAGGAUGAAAAACAUGAGAAAGAGAUAAAAGAAGAAAAAGGCAAAGAAGCAGAUGGCGAAAAGAAAGAGAAGAAGGAGGAGAAUAAGGAAGGUGGUGCAAGGAAUUUGUGGGUCAGUGGACUGUCCGGCGACACUCGCGCUAAGGACUUGAAGCAACUCUGCAGCAAGCAUGGAAAGGUGAUUGGAGCUAAGGUGGUAACCAAUGCAAGGACUCCUGGAUCUCGUUGCUAUGGUUAUGUCACUAUGGCAAGUGCUCAAGAUGCUGAGAAUUGUAUAAAAAACUUACAUAGAACUGAAUUGCAUGGGCGCAUGAUUUCUGUUGAGAAGGCUAAGUCAGAAUCAGAAUCGGCCUCACGACGCCAACCUACCGCGCGUUCAGAACGUCGCCCUAGCAAGGAACGUAAAGAGGAAGCUAAAGAAAAUGAGGACAACAAAGAAGGUAUCGAAAAGACAGGUGAAAUUAAGGUGAAGAAGGAAAGUGAAAUGUCGGGAGCAGAAAGUACUCGGUCCACUUCACGAACACGUGAAAAGUCACAUCGCUCGGACAAGGAUCGUGCAAAGCGGAGCACAAGAAGCCGAGAGCGUCGGCGGUCGCCUCGGGAGGUUUUGUCUUUUUCCAAAAUUUGGAAGGAGCGCGACGUGGCGCGUGCCCGCGAAAGGUCGCGCGCGGCGCGCGAGGAGGAGCGCCGGCGCCGCGCCGCCGAGGACGCGCUGCGCGAGCGGGAACGUCGCCAGCGACAGGAGAAACAUCGCCUCGCUCUCGAGCGAGAGAAACUGCGCGCUGAGAGAGAGAAAAUUGAACGCGAAAAGAACGAGCUACUUCGUUUGGAACGCGAGCGUCACAGACUUGAAAGAGAGAAACUCGAAUUGGAAAGACUGGAACUGAAACGUGCUCAACUAAGGCUGGAAGAGGAACGUCGCAAGCGCGGAUACGAGGGUGGCGCAUACCGUAAGGCGGGCAGUCCGCCGCCCGAGCCCGCUUACGAGCGAGACACCAGGCACAAGCGCCCACCGCCGCCUCCCAUAUCAUCCAGCCGUGGACAGUUCGAGGCGCCGCCGCCGCCUCGGUUCGAGAUGACCGCAAGUUAUGACCGCGGGACUGACAAGCGGGAUCGCGAACGUGACUACAAGCGAGAUUAUCCUCGUCAUGUUUCAUCUAGUAACAUGAAAUACUCAAGCAAUGGUGGAGCUAGUGAAGAUUCCCGGCAACCAAUGCCACCCGGCACCAGGCCUAAAGAGCCCAGCCGCUCAUACGAGUCUCGUGACAACCGGUCAUAUCGGCCGUCACCGCCUGGAAAACCAGAACCGCGCAGCUGGAAUGCGUCUAGUCGCUACCCUGACGCUGCACCGCCUUCUAAAGGCAGUAACGGUAGUGGUGGAGGCGGCGAAGCUUGGUCGAGCGGUGAGGCACGCUACGGCAGUUACGAAGCUCGCUACGCGCCACAGUACCAACCGCCACCGCCUGGCGCGCCUUACCCCGACCGCUAUGCGCCGCCGCCUCGCGACUACCCGCGAAAGUACUAGUCACGUUUUUGGACAACUUUUGGCGAUACGGUUUACGAGUUAAUUUCCUAUGUUAGAGUGAAUGUUAUUAUUUUAUAAUGCACACUUUCUUAGUUCAGAGGGAUAGUAUCUAUCUCUGAAUAAUAUUGUACGUGAUAUAUUAUGUUACAUUUUGUAAUUACUUGUUGCAACAAUUUAAGUAAUACUAUUUUUGUCAAUGGUGUCACAAGACUUUUUUAGCCUAUGAAUUCCUCGAUUUUUAAGGAAUAUUAUAGGAUAAUAUUUAGCUCAUUCCUUUAUAGACAAGUGACGACUAAUAUUAAUGAUGAUAUCAUUUUAUUUGGAUCCUAUUCUCUUAAAAGUUAAUAUACAUAUUAUUUUCCAUGUAUAAGAUUUAAUAAAAGUCUUAUCUCCAGACUAGCUAUUUAGUGCUUAUUAUUAUUCAUGUACGCCGCUAUCAAUUUUUUAUCAUGUAACACUUGACCAAAAUGAACUAAGGUAUAAAAAAAUGUACAGUCUACAUAAAUACAUAAUAAUAUAUUGCUAAAUGUUUGUACAAAGUUACAUUGGAUAUGAUAGGCUAAUACGAAUACAUUGUACUGUUUUGUGUAAAGUAUAGAUGAUAAUAUGAUAAGUAAAA